Molecule: messenger RNA, 1704 nt
Organism: Naegleria fowleri
Lineage: Eukaryota; Heterolobosea; Eutetramitea; Acrasida; Naegleriidae
Exons: 4
Coding region: 1-1704 (567 amino acids)
Source: RefSeq, a predicted model, not a curated record
AUGUUGAAACGAAUUGUUGAUGAAUGGAAAUAUGUAACUAGAAAUGCAAAAAUAUCAAGCGGAGUGCCAUAUGAAACUUUUGUCAUCAAUAUUGAAAAAGAGGCAUCCAAUGUUACUAAUAUGAGAAAUCAAAUCAUCCCUUAUACUUUUAUAACAAAAAUUCAAACAACACAAAUCAUGGAGAGACAAUCAAAGCUAGGAUGGUCUCACUAUUUCGAAAUUUAUGUCUUUAACGUAAAGGGUAUAAGUAAUAUUUUGAAAAUGAGGGUUAUAGAUAGAAUAUUGUAUUACCAGAGGAGAUUCGAUUUAACUGAUUUCAAAAUUUCAUAUUCCAAGGUCAUGCAAAAAGGCAAAACUCAUCCUCAACAACCCGAAAGUACUUAUAAUUUGAAGUAUAAUCAGUCUCAAUAUCAAUCUUCAAUUUGCACAAUUGUGGAAUUAAUGGAAAUUAUUGGACUCGACGAGUUGUACACUCAUGUUGAUUGUUUGAGAGAAUUUAUUCUUGUGCUCGCAGUUGACACUACAAACAAACAUCCACACAAAGAAAAACAAGAUGAUGAUGAUGCUUCUUGUUCGUCAUCAUCUUCGAGUCCAUCGCUGGAGGCAGGCUCCGAUGACCAACCAAGGCUUUCAGUUUCACCUCCAUUUAAUUUAAAUGAUGCCAUGAACACUUCUUUUCAUUAUUUUCAUAACUCUAAAUUCAAAAUAGGGUCUUCUGUCAUGGCACAUAUUUAUGCUGCAUUUCCUCUGGGAGUGUCAAUAUCAAAGAUUGAAGAAUCAAGAUUUGGAAACUCAUUAUUUGUGGUUUUAUUUGAAAACGGAACUUGUUUUAUGGUGGAGAAAAACAAUAUUCACAAAAUCACGAUCGGAGAGAAAAUAAUUGAUAUAUCCACAACAGAAAAUCAUUUCAUUUGCUGCUCGAAAAAGAAGGUAUUUCACAUCAAGUCAUUUGAGAUCAAAAAUGAAAUUAAAGGAUUAACUUUGGGUGAAGGAGAAGUAAUCAAAAAGCUUGAGACAGGAAGGAAAUUCUUCGUAAUUUUGACUAACUUGGGACGAAUAUUUGGUUUUGGCCACAACAAGCAAAAGAAUUUUGGAAUUAUGGAUGAGCAAUUGAAAGUAUUGACUCCUAUUAAUUUCACAGAUGAAAAGCUCCAUGUGAGUGACAUUUGUGCUGACUAUGAUCAUGUCGUUCUAUUGACCAGUGACAAAAGGUUAUGGAUGUCUGGAAUUAGCGCUGAGAAUCCAAAAUGGAAGUAUAAUUUUGAGACAUUUACUGAAGUUGACAAAAAUGUGGAUUGGAUUUUUUUCAGAGGAAAUACUCUCGUCUAUCACCGAAUGAAUCGUUAUGUUUCCAUCGGUCAAGAACUAUUCAACCCUAAUUUUAUCUAUUAUCCAACAGCUCUAUUUUUUAAAUUUAAGAUUGAAAACUUUUUUGGAUACAAAAACCAAUUUCUUUUUCAAGAUCAACGAACUUCAGAGUGCUACUACUUUUCAACAACAUUUGGAUUAAUUAAGCUUGACGACAUUAAUAGAAUUCUGAAAGAGAUACCGUUUGUGAAGCCACAAUUCUAUUGCUCAGAUCCCUCGACAGCAAUCAUCUAUUUCAAAAUUGGAAACAACAUUAGUUAUUUAACUCUGGGCUUGUAUUCGAUACUGAAAGAGAGAAAGGGUUCUUUUCUGUCAGAUAUUGAAUUUAAAUUUUGA